AGAAAGAAGAAGAGAAAGAAAGUGACGAAAAUAUCCCGGAAAGUUGCUCUAUAAUUGGCGCAGUCUGUCAGAGCCCUAUUUUAUGUGCAUGAGCAGGGCAGGGCAGCCAUCUCAUCCCCACUGAAACCCAACACUUACAGGAGCAGUUCCUCGUCCCUCCCACCUCCCAGCAGAGGAGAGCAGACUCCAAAACACUCUGCUCCUCACUGCAGGAUUACUGCAUGUGUGUGUGUCAUCACACCUGUGUGUGACCUUACCUGGAGCUUUAUUUCAAGGAGGAUGCUGCUUUGAUACUUCAGGUGUCUGUGAGGUGUGUUUCAGGAGGAGGUUGAAGAAGAUCUUCUUGUUCCCACGAAUUGACAUCACAGGAGCAGCAAGUUGAUGAUCAUCGCAGCUUAGCAGGAAUAUCAGCAAACAACAGCGGAGAAGGAGAUGAAGUUUCGAAUUGGGCUCAGGAUCUCUUUGGUCCUAACCAUACUGGCUCUGACUGUUGAAGGACAAAGGGCAGGUUGCAAGAACGUCCACUAUGAUCUGGUAUUCAUUUUGGACACCUCUUCCAGUGUUGGCAAGGAAAACUUUGAGAAGAUCCGGCAGUGGGUGGCAAACCUGGUGGAAUCUUUUGAUGUAGGUGCAGAGAAGACACGUGUGGCCGUGGUUCGCUACAGCGACCGUCCUACCACUGAAUUCAACCUGGGCAGGUACAAAACCCUCGAGGAGGUCAAGCGUGCUGCUGGGAACAUCCGCUACUUGGGUGGGAACACCAAAACUGGAGAUGCCAUUAGCUUUACCACCAACAACAUCUUCACAGAAAGGGCAGGGGCGAGGCCUGCCAGUAAGGGCAUUCAAAAAGUGGCAAUCUUACUAACGGAUGGCAGGAGUCAAGAUUUUGUUUUGGAGCCAUCAACUGCUGCAGCGGCUGCUGGAAUCAGGUUGUUCGCUGUAGGGAUUGGGGAAGCACUGAGAGAAGAGCUCGAGGAGAUUGCAGCAGAGCCCAAAAGUGCUCAUGUGUUCCAUGUGACGGACUUUGAUGCCAUUGACAAGAUCAGGGGCAGGCUGAGGAGGAGACUCUGCGAGAAUGUCCUUUGUCCAAACAUGAAAGUCCAGGCAGGCCGUUUCCGGCCAAACAGCACCAGUGCUGGACUGACGGAGGUCCCAGGAUUUGAUUUGAUGGAGUACUUCAAUGUAAGAGAUUUUCUUGGAGAAAAAUUUGAGCCAGGUCAGACCCCCUAUGUCAGGCUUGGCACCAUGCCCAUCGUCCAAAAAACAGAAGAUGUGUUACCUCAGGGUCUGCCUGAAGAAUAUGCCUUUGUGACCACAUUUAAGUUCAGGAAGACCUCUCGUAAAGAAGACUGGUACCUGUGGCAGGUCUAUGACAAAUACGGCAUCCCACAGGUCUCCAUCCGUCUGGACGGGGAGAACAAGGCGGUGGAGUACAAUGCUGUGGGCCUGACAAAAGAUGCGGUCCGGGCCGUGUUUAAGAACCCAGAGGUGGAGAAUCUGUUUGACCGUAACUGGCAUAAGAUCGGCAUGAGGGUGGACUCCAAGUCUGUGUCCCUGUUCCUUGACUGCAAGCACAUUGAGACGCUGCCCAUAGAGGAAAGAGAAGACAUCGACAUCCAGGGAAAGACUGUCAUCGGCAAGAGACUGUAUGACAGCGUUCCCAUUGAUUUUGACCUCCAGAGGAUGGUGAUCUACUGUGAUGGCAAACAGUCUGAGCAAGAGACGUGUUGUGAUAUUCCCGGUGGCCCAUGUGAACAAUCUCUGGUGACUGAGCCCCCCCCACUCCCACUGCCCACCCCAAAACCAACAAGCGCUGAGCAGAAGAAACCAGCCGCGGUCAACUGCUCCUGUCCUGCAGGGGAAAGGGGAGAGACAGGUCUACCGGGUGUCACUGGGCCCAAGGGUGAAAAGGGGGAUCCUGGUCUUAAAGGGGCAGAAGGACCGCCAGGACCCAAAGGGCAGAAAGGAGAGCGUGCUAUCUCUAUCAAAGGUGAUAGAGGAGAGAAGGGUGACAGCGGCGAGCGCGGUGAACCUGGAGCUAGAGGAAUAAGAGGAGAUAGAGGAUCAGACGGUUUACCUGGUCUGGCUGGGAAAAAAGGCGAUAAAGGAGGGAGAGGUGAACAAGGAGUUGCAGGUGAAGCUGGGUUACCUGGACCUCUCGGACCAAAGGGUAUCCAGGGUGAUGCUGGUCCCCCCGGAGCACCAGGUCCUCAAGGGGUGUCUGGUGUUACUGGAGGUAAAGGAGACAAAGGAGCUUCUGGAGAAAGGGGUGAACCAGGUUUAGAUGGGUUUCCAGGGAAACCAGGUCUUCCAGGAAAAGACGGUCCUAGGGGGCUGAUUGGUGCUCCUGGUCCAAAUGGAGUAAAAGGAGAAAAGGGUGAACAAGGUCCUGCUGGAUUACCUGGCGAUGCGGUUCAGCUGGCAGGACUCAAGGGGGAGACUGGCAUCCCUGGUGAACGAGGACCCUCCGGAGCGGAAGGCCCACCUGGACCUCCUGGCCCACCUGGACCUCCAGGUUUGAUCGGUGUGCCGGGUGAGAACGGACAAAGGGGUAAAAAAGGUGAUGCAGGAUUGCCAGGAGUUGAUGGUCUUCCAGGACCACCUGGUCCUCAGGGGCCUCCUGGUCCUCCAGGCAUCCCUGGACAAACAGGACCUCCAGGAUUACCUGGUGAAAGAGGCUUCUCAGGAAAACCAGGAGAACCAGGAAAACCAGGCCUGCCAGGAAAAGAUGGAUUGGAUGGUUUCCCUGGAAACGAUGGCGAGAAGGGGCAAAGAGGAGAACCCGGACAGGACGGCUUCCCUGGUAAACCAGGACCGAAGGGAGAUGAAGGCCCUCCAGGACCACGAGGACCUCCUGGUGAACGGGGAGAGCUUGGUUUGCCCGGAGAGGUCGGCUCAAUAGGACCCAAAGGAGAGAGAGGAAGCCAAGGAGAGAGCGGAAAAGAUGGACCUACUGGCUCGAAAGGAGAGAAAGGAGACAAGGGUGAGAUUGGCCCCAGGGGUCCAGCCGGGGUCCCAGGCAAUGUGGCCAAUGUGAUUCCUGAACCUGGUGAACCGGGUAAGCCAGGAGAGAAGGGAGAGAAAGGAGAUCAAGGAAAACCGGGCGAGAUGGGUCAGAGAGGACUUCCUGGAGAGCAGGGAUUCAGAGGACAAGCAGGACCAGCGGGCCCUAAGGGUGAUUCUGGUGAAAAAGGAGAGGAAGGGAGACACGGAGACCCGGGUCCUCCCGGAUUGACAGGCCCUCAGGGGCUCCGAGGGCUGCCAGGCAAUGUGGGUAUUCCAGGUAGCAUCGGUCCACCUGGUAUUGCUGGACAGAGAGGAGAGAAGGGAGAUGCUGGUAAAGAUGGUCCCCCUGGGCCCCCUGGUCCAACCGGUGAGCCUGGUUUAAGAGGAGAAAUUGGUUUGCCAGGAAAAGGCAAAGAGGGACCAAAGGGUGAUUCAGGACCUCCGGGUCCAUCAGGACCUCCUGGACUGAAGGGUUUACCUGGUCCACAGGGAAUGCAGGGGAUGCCAGGAAAUAGAGGACCACCGGGAGAGGGAACCACUGGACCCGAUGGGCCUCCCGGACCUGCAGGGCCACCAGGACCAGCGGGUUUGAGAGGACCUCCAGGAGUGAGCGGACCACAGGGACCCACUGGACACAAUGGUUUACCAGGAAGACCUGGAGAGAAGGGCUCCCCUGGAGAACCAGGAAAAGCUGCAGACAUUUCUGAUCUGAACCUGAAGGACAUUUGUUCAGAUUGUCCCCCUGGACCAGCUGGACAACCGGGUGUGCCAGGACCUCCAGGUGAAAAUGGUCAUACUGGACCACCUGGGAAAAAUGGACAGGAUGGAUAUGCGGGUCCUCCUGGGCCAACAGGGCCUGCAGGACCACCUGGUGCUGAUGGAGCCAAGGGGCUCAAAGGAGACAGAGGUCCUUCAGGAGCACCUGGAGAUAAAGGUGAAAAGGGCCCCCCAGGGCCUCCUGGUUAUCCAGGGGCCGCAGGAAAUAUGGGUCAGCCUGGUAAUGAUGGAAACCCUGGCCCUAUCGGACCACCUGGAGCUCCUGGAGAAAAGGGUAAAGAUGGACUUCAGGGUAUUCAGGGACCACCUGGUCUUCCAGGUCUAAUGGGCCUGAUGGGUAAACCCGGAAAGGAUGGAAGACCAGGAGAAACAGGAGAGCCGGGCAAACAGGGAGAGCCAGGAGAACCAGGAAGAGAUGGGCUCAGAGGAAUGCCUGGUUUCAAAGGUCACAGAGGGGAACCAGGACCACCAGGGUCAAAGGGUGAAGAUGGCAAACAGGGUGUUCCUGGACGUGAGGGUCCACAUGGGAAAGAUGGUAAGACCGGACCACCGGGGCCAGAGGGCAUGAGAGGACCACGAGGGGAACCCGGUCAGCCUGGAGAACCUGGACAAACAGGCAAGCCUGGAUCUCAAGGAAUUCCUGGUCAACUAGGACACAAAGGUGAAACAGGGAGUCCAGGAUUACCAGGCUUCCCAGGUCCAAAAGGGCCAUCGGGUCCGUCUGGUCCAAUUGGCCCAGAGGGCAAACAAGGCAUGUCAGGAAAACCAGGAGACAGAGGACAGAAGGGAGAAAAGGGUGAUAAUGGAAUAAAAGGAGACAAAGGACCCGUUGGUGAUCCGGGCAUUCCCGGUAACCCUGGGCCUCCCGGCAGGAAGGGUCACACAGGAAUGAUGGGCAUGUCGGGUCCCCCAGGGGAAGUGGGUCCCUCUGGGCCCCCUGGUUCUCCAGGACAGCCGGGUCUCCCAGGUCUCAGAGGUGAGACGCCAUCACUGGAACAAAUGCGGCGGCUCAUUCAAGAAGAACUCUCCAAACAGUUGGAUGCUAAGUUAGCUUACCUCAUGGCUCAAAUGCAGCCUGCGCAUAUCAAGAGCUCAGCGGGCCGCCCUGGUCCACCUGGUCCGGCAGGUAAAGAUGGACCUCCUGGCCGACAAGGUCCACCUGGAGAACCUGGAAUACCUGGACAGAAUGGAGCAGAAGGACCCAGAGGUCCAGUUGGUCCUAAAGGUGAACGAGGUGCAAGAGGUGAAAAGGGAGAGGAUGGUGUUGGACAGAGAGGAGAACCUGGUCCAACUGGUCCCAUGGGUCCUGCAGGGAUGCCGGGAUAUGGAAAAGACGGUCUUCCUGGAGCCGCAGGCGCUCAGGGAGAGCCUGGUAAUCCUGGUCCUCACGGUCAGCCCGGACCUUCUGGACCGCCAGGGCAGUGUGACCCCUCACAAUGUGCCUACUACGCCAGUCUGGCAUCAAGACCUCACACCAAAAACGUCAAGGGGACUUAAUGCACUCACUGUCCUGGGCUAACACCUAUUUAUGAACUUGGACAUUCAGUAAGCCAAGAACAUGUUCUUUAACAUCAGGAGAACUACAGAGUCUGAGGGGUGAGUGAAUGUGUGUGUGUUUAUACGUGUGUUUGUCAUAGGCUUUACACUACAGCCAAUGUGUUCUUGAACCCUGAGUUUAGGCCACUUUUAAUCCUGGGUUAAGCAACGUUUCACACUUUAGGUUUUGAAAGGGUGUUGGCAUGUAGCAUUAGCACUUUCAGCUCCGGGUUAUGAAGUCUAGCUCGAGCAGGAAUUGUUUAGCAAGAUAUUAAUCAUAACAUAUAUAUACAAGAAACACAAAAACUCUACAGUCAGGGAAAAUUAUAAUUCUCUUUUUUUGCCCUUUGAAAAAUUCUAGAAAAUUUAUGUAAUAGAGACUUACAUAAUAUAUAUCAGAAAUAUAAUGGAAUUUUUUACAGUGAAUAUACAUUUUCAUAAUAAAUUUUGAGUCAUUAAAUGCUGAAUUAUUUUUCAAAUAUUUUCUCAAUGAAUCAGUUCACCAAUCGUUCGAAGUUAUUUAAAAUUAAGUUUAAAUUAAAUGAGUGAAAAUCCUUAUCCAUUAUUAAUAAAUACAGUAGCUUAAAAAAUAACUCAAAAGUCACUGAAAUUAAUUUCUAUAAAAAAAUAGUUUCAUUGUCUGAAAGAUGGCUAAACGUUAAAUAGAGACAAAAAAAUGUUUGAUAAUGAAAUAAUGUUGAGUAGUGUGCUUGCCCAAUCAAUGUAUUUAACCUCACAUAUAUGCUAAUAAGAAUGUUAACCAUUCUACAUUCUUUAAUAAUGUAGAAUGUGACCUCUACAAACUGAUUAGCCAGAAUUGAUUUCUAACCCACUAUAGUGUGAAUCUUACUAACCCAGGGUUAAAAAUGGCCCGUGGUUAACAGUUUAAAGUGUGAAAAGCCCUCUAGUGUCCUGCCGGUCAGAGUUGGUUAUUUCUUUUUGUUAAAGGAGGGGUGGGUUAAAGCUCAACAUCAAGGUCAUUUACUUCAAGUCAAGACUUUUUGAGGCUUUCCGUGUAACAGGAUGAGAAUUCCUGUUACGAAAGAAAGACAUUUAGUUCUCCGAUGGUGAUUUCAUGAUGACACAAUUGUGCCGCCCACUCUCAAGUUCUGCUGACGGCGUUUACUGAGGUCAUUAAUCAGUAAUCACAGAGUCGAUCUAUUCUUAGUGAUGUCUGUAGCAGGUCAGGAAGUCUGGGCAAUUCUCUACUUGAGUUUUACUGAUGAAGCGCUCCGUUGCUCUGGGAGAACACAGCGGGACACUUUUCCACUCAUCAAUAGGAAAUAAGGAUCAUUAGAGGUGAUGGAGAAAUGCAUUUCUGCUCUUUUUAGUCUACGUUUUGUAAGAUAUAUCUCAUUUGUAGCCAUGCAUUUGGUAAAUAACUUUUACGUUUUGGAUCAUUUAAUUCGUGUAUGUGAUGACUGAAAAGCAGCUGCUCAGUUCAGUGCCUGCUUGAUAGUUUAACACGGCUGGUUUGUCAUAAAGGCUGUCACUGCAUAAAUACACAUGACUGAUGCUUCUUAUAAUGCAUUUGUUAUAGUUUUGUGCAGCACUUCUCUUCAAAACACCAUUUCAUUGGUUAUCAUGGAAGUUCCGGAACACAAAGUCCUAGUUAAAGCAGUACUACAGUAUCAUUUGUGUCACUGAAGCGCUCAGAUGGAUCGAUCCUGCAGAUUGCUCCACUGUGAGCCAAUUAAAGCCAUUGAAAGAGGAGAGAACUCUCUUCAGCCAACAAACGGAUGCAAUUCAUCUUUAAGGGACGGGCAUUGUAGCAUCAGUGAGGUCAAGAAUAGAUUUUAUCAGAACAUUGUAGUUGUUUUUGAGAUCACUUGACAGAAAUUGUAAUAUCCAAAAGAAACAAGAUUGACUUUUUAGUCUUAUUGCCUAAAUGUUAGUUUUUUUUCCCCCAAUCCUUUGUUUUCCUUUUCAGUAUUAUUGCACAAGUACUAUAUAAUUUUUUUUUUUGAAUGAAAUAGCUUUGACCUCUUCUUUGUAGGGCUUAAUUUUUUUUUUUUUUUUUUUUGCAAAAGCUAACGCUCUUUUAAUAUUAUUUUAUUUUAUUUAUUUUAUUAUUUUAAAAAUAUUUUUUAAUUUUUUUUUUUCCACACUAACCUGACAGAUAGGUGUCCCUGUGAAAGGGAGUGAUCUGCUUUUUUUUUUUUUUUUUUUUUUUUCAGACAAUCAGAAAGUUACUUUCCCCAUCAUUUUGCAUGCUCUGUCUUUGAAGGGGGAGGUUUUAAAAAAGAUAGCUCACGUGUGGAAUUUAGCAAAAUGGCUGAAAUAACUUACAGCAUCAUUAGUGGAUAAGAAUGAUUUGAAUAUGUUGAUUACUUAUAUUUUAAUGCAAAACCAGAUGUGAUACUGUAUAGAUUUGUUGUUUACCUUCUAAUUAAGUGACCAUGAUAAAGCUCUUAGUAAUGAGUAUUAUAUAAACACUUCAUUUUUUUUUUUUGUCCAUCUAUGCCCUGCCUUGAAGAAUCACAUUCGAGGGAUGAUGUUUUAAUGAUGUAUUUUGAAAAGCUGAGCUUAUUACUGAUGCAAAUUUCUGUAAAUGAAUGGUGCUAUUUUUUUGAUGCAGGCCAGAGAAAUACUUGCUAUCAGCUUUGCUAUCAUGUUCUCCUCCACUUUAUUCAAAUAUAGUUGCUUUUUGACUUCGUAUCAUCCUGUUAGUUUGGCUUCUUCAAGCCGAUAAUGACUGUAUUUGUUUUCCAUAUCAAUUUGCAUUAAAUUAUUCUAAUGAA
This is a messenger RNA of Cyprinus carpio (common carp), 8060 nucleotides long. RefSeq names its product collagen alpha-1(XXII) chain-like. The record is from RefSeq and is a predicted model, not a curated record. NCBI's taxonomy places the organism in Eukaryota, Metazoa, Chordata, Actinopteri, Cypriniformes, Cyprinidae. Bases 433 to 5280 code for a protein of 1615 amino acids. The transcript has 65 exons.